Vespa crabro (European hornet) is the source of this 888-nucleotide messenger RNA. RefSeq lists its product as uncharacterized. The transcript has 4 exons. The record is from RefSeq and is a predicted model, not a curated record. Bases 119 to 802 code for a protein of 227 amino acids. Lineage: Eukaryota; Metazoa; Arthropoda; Insecta; Hymenoptera; Vespidae.
UUAAAUUAUAGAGGAUCGAAUGUGUUCUUUAUAAUAUUUUAUAAAAUAUUCCAGAAAUUUAUUAUAUUCUUUCUUUUCUCAAUAAUGUAUAAUUUAUUUUAUUAAAUUGUAAAAAAAAAUGGAAUAUACUUUAAAAGAUACCCAUGAAGAUUUAACAGAUUUGCAAGUACAAAUGCGAAAAGAAAUUGAAGAUAUAGCGAAUGUGUUAACUAAUAAUAAAAUUACUGUUUUGAAAGAAUCAUGCACGUCAGAAGAAGUGAAAAUGAAACAACAUAAGAUGGCUUAUAAUAUAUUGAAACACAUUCCAAAAAUACCACCAAAAGAGUAUCCCAUUCCUAAAACAAUUGAUAUUCGUAUAGAUACAUUAAAUGAUUUAGAAAAAGAAAUUUUGAAUGCUCAAAGUCUUUUAGAAAAAACGCAACAACAACUCCAGAGUAUUGAAAAGGAUAUUGUUUAUUUAGAAAAUAAAAAGAACGGUUUUAAUAAGAUGCGUGAAAUGUAUUUAGUUUCUGAACAAACAUUAGAAAGUAAAACAUAUGAUGAUGAACUUAGCAUGACUAAAAGAUUAUUUCGAGAAACAAAGGAAGAUUUGCAUAACGUAGUAGAGAUGCUCUUUCCAGAAAAUGAAAAAUUUUCAAAUUUUCUAUCAGCAUUGGUAUCUGCAUAUACAAAAGGUGGUGAUGACAUUUAUGUGGAUGUAAUCCCAGAAACAUUAGAUGCUGUAAAAUUUUUAGUGGAAGCAGAUAUUGCUACAUAUCAUCCUAAUGAUAAAAAUAAAAUUAAAAUGGUAGAAUUACUAUGAAACAAUUAAUUCAUUUAUGUAUUACUUUUUAUACAAUAUGACAUAACAUUUUAAUCUGAACUAUUCUUUUUUACAAUUAAUAUUAC